Molecule: messenger RNA, 2016 nt
Organism: Frieseomelitta varia
Lineage: Eukaryota; Metazoa; Arthropoda; Insecta; Hymenoptera; Apidae
Product: flocculation protein FLO11-like
Exons: 5
Coding region: 146-1846 (566 amino acids)
Source: RefSeq, a predicted model, not a curated record
GGACACCGAUUCACUCAGUCAUUCCAUCGUAAACUGCGACGGCGUCUGGAUCGAUCGAAUUUGUACGUUUGCUAGUGUGAAACGAAGUAUAUUCAAUCAUUUCUUGUUUUUUUCUUCGACGACUCGUUGGUUCCGGGUAAUAAAAAUGGAUAUUAGGAUCUUGACAUUGCUGUUGUUUAUCAGCGUUACGGGAUCCUUUGCGGACUUGCGGUCCCCUCUCUUCCGAUUGCGCAGAAAUGGAUUGCAAGAUGAUAGACCACGUGUCGUGGAUUUCGCUGGGCUGUCGAGGAUGAAACGAGAAUCCAGCAGUUCUGCCAGAAGCACCACUGUACCCACGUCUACUUUAAAUCCCGCUGUAACUCAGUCCAAAACAAAUUCUCAAAGUAGUUCCACGAAAGAGCCAAAUCCCACGACGCCUAGUUCAGAGUCUCCAAAAUCUACAACGCCUGAUUCAGAUCCUUCAACACCUGAUUCAGUUCCUACAACGACUGACCCAGAUUCUACAAAUUCCACGCCUGAUACAAGUUCAAACACUGGCAAGACACCCAAACCGAAAGCAACGAUCACACCUGCUAAGCCAACCACUCAAAAGAAUCGAAGAUCAACGCCCGAUGAAAAAUCCGCAACUGCCAGUUUGACUGCCACGACUACCGAAUCCAGCACGCCUGAUUCAGAAACCACAGCCUCUAGUCCAACUACCGAACCCAGCACGCCCGAUUCAGAAACCACAGCCUCUAGUCCAACUACCGAACCCAGCACGCCCGAUUCAGAAACGACAGCCUCUAGCCCAACCACGACACCUAAUUCAAAAGCACCAACAACCACACCAACGCCUGAUUCGAAAGCUCCAACUACCAAACCAACGACCAUUCCGAGUCCUAAAGAUCGCAGCAUGAAACCCACGUCCUCUAGUCCAACCGACAAGUCCACGACGCUGAAACCAAAACCCGAAACAACGAAAAAACCGACCGAUUCGGAGAAAUCGACGACGGCUACGCCUUUGUUAGCCUCGCGAUUUAACGACGACGAAUCGAAAGAGCCUAAUAAGAUCCCUGAAUCGAAACAACCUAACCCAAGCCAAGGGCCGAAUACAGGAAAUUUCAUGAAUCCUGGAUUCCCAAAUUUCCAAUUCACUCCGUUCUUCAUGCCUCCAUUUGUUCCCGACUUCUCGUCACCGUACAGUCCUAGCAAUCCUUAUUUCGCACCGAAUGCUGGUAGCAAUGCAUGGAGCGUGCCCAACGGUGGAGCUGGAGCUGCGACGUCUUUCGCUUCUGCUAGCGCUGGAGCUUCUGCUGGUGGCAGCACAAAUUAUAAUGCACAGCCAUUAGGUUAUCAAGGUGGAUACCCCGACAACUUGAACACUGUCAACGCACCCAUGGCUGUCGAGCCGACUAUGGGCAACGCGCCGAACAUGUUUAACGCAGGGGGAUAUGGCUAUGGAGGAGGCGUACCAUUUGACGGUGGAUUUGCAUUCCCUGAUAUCCAAAGGCAAAUCGAGGAAAAUAUCAGACAAUUGCAAACUUCGAUCCAAAAACAACAACAAUGGUUGUCUGAUCGUAUAGCCGAUGGAGGCAACAAUAUCCCUGGUGCACAUAGCGCUGUAUCUAGCAUUCAGUUGGGACCAGGAGGUGGUUAUCAAGCUGGUGCAAUUAAUCCGGCUGCGCCGGGAGUGGAAUCCAGAUUUGCCAAUGAACUUCCUGCACCUUCUGGCGGUUCCUACGGAGUGUUUUCUAGCUCUAGUUCUCACACUAUGGUCGGCCCAGAUGGUAAAACGGUCUCUCACAAAUCGUCGACAACAGGUGUAAAUGAUAAUGGAAAAAUCACUUUCCGGACAGUAGAGGACUAAAAUGUGUAUCCUUAACUGGAUUUACACAAAAUAAUUGAACGCUUACCGGGAUAAAAUACAAGUUGUUUCGUUGUUAUCUUUCUAAACUCAAUAUUCUCUGUAACUCAGAAUUAUAGAUGAUAUUUUUAAUCGUUUGCUUUCCAAAUAUACGUAAGUGAUUGCUAUAGAAA